AUGUGGAGGCUGAAGAUCAUAUUAAUCUGUGUGCGGCUUAUUCUACAAAUUGAAAACGCCAGUGGACAAUUUGCAAACACUACACUUUUGGGAGAGGAUCUAGAUGGAUUCAAUUACAUUACCAAAACGAAACUUAACAAAGGCAACAAUAAACGGAUAGUCGGAGGAAAGCCGAUUAAUAUACGUCAGGUACCGUGGCAAGUUGCUCUAUACAAUGAUGGAUAUUUCAUUUGUGGCGGAUCUUUAAUAAGCCCUGACUGGGUUGUGACGGCAGCACAUUGCGCUGAAGGAGGUGGUAGCUUUGCUAUUCGAGCCGGUUCACCAUAUCUUAAUCGUGGCGGCCAAAUACGCUGGGCUCGUCUUGUUGUUGUACAUGCCGGCUACAGUGCUCGCACCGGAAGUCGAGAUAUUGCCUUAAUUCGUGUUUACACCAGAUUUCGUAUUACCAAUUUUGUGCGGCCCAUUGCUAUUGCGCGAAGUCGAAGACGUUUGCCGAAAAAACUUUUCGUAAGUGGCUGGGGUAGAAUCAGUGAAAAUGGACGGGUACCGAAUCGUUUAAGAGGCGUUGGAUUGCAGAAAAUGUCGCGCCGAAAGUGUCGAGGAAAAUAUCACAAGCAAGGAAUGAAAAUAACCAAGUUUAUGAUCUGUGCAACGCAACCGAAAAAAGACGCAUGCCAGGGUGACUCUGGCGGACCAUUGGUUCGACGACGAAUCCUUUAUGGUAUUGUGUCGUUUGGUAUUGGCUGUGCACGUCCAAAAUAUCCUGGAGUUUAUACAAAUAUUCGGCGAUUAAAUAAAUGGAUCCGAAAGGUGGUGAGACGUUGGGGUGGUAAAAUGCCAAAAUUCAAAUAA
Musca domestica (house fly) is the source of this 852-nucleotide messenger RNA. RefSeq names its product trypsin alpha-3-like. Gene Ontology annotation, molecular function: serine-type endopeptidase activity. Lineage: Eukaryota; Metazoa; Arthropoda; Insecta; Diptera; Muscidae. Bases 1 to 852 code for a protein of 283 amino acids. Gene Ontology annotation, biological process: proteolysis. The transcript has a single exon. The record is from RefSeq and is a predicted model, not a curated record.